AUCGUAGCAUAAACACUGCGAGCCAUCGUGAGCGGCUACCGCUGACUGACUGGCGGGCUGAGGUACCGUGGCUCGGAGCUGUCGGGGGAAUGACGCGGAGAAGCAGGCGUAUAUGUUUCUGAGGACUGGUCGUUUCCUACCGCUGGGAGCUGCGAGCUGAAGCCCAGUUUUAGUUCGCGUGGAGGCGGCGGUUCGUUGCACUAUCUAACGACCGGGCCCGCUCUUGAGGGCCGCUCGCUUCACCCCGUCCGACCCUCGCGCCGCCCGGCUGCCGGACGAUGAGCCAGGAUGAGUCAGAGAGACGCGCUGGUUCAUCUCUUCGCCGGAGGGUGUGGGGGCACCGUGGGCGCCAUCCUGACAUGCCCACUGGAGGUGGUGAAGACGCGGCUGCAGUCCUCAUCUGUCAGGCUCUACAUCCCGGAGGUGCAUCUGAACACGGUGAAUGGGGCGAGUGUGACCCGGGUGUCCCCAGGGCCUCUGCACUGCCUCAAGUUAAUACUGGAAAAGGAAGGACCUCGUUCCCUCUUCAGGGGACUCGGGCCUAACCUGGUGGGCGUGGCACCAUCCAGAGCGAUAUACUUUGCUGCGUACUCGGGUGCGAAGGAGAGGCUGAAUGGCGUACUUGAACCCGACUCCACACAAGUUCACAUGUUGUCAGCGGGUUUGGCAGGUUUCACCGCCAUCACAGCCACCAAUCCCAUCUGGCUUAUCAAAACCCGUCUGCAGCUGGAUGCCAGGAACCGAGGGGAGCGGCGCAUGAGCGCGCUGGACUGCGUCCGCCGGGUGUACCGCGCCGACGGCUUGCGCGGCUUCUACCGUGGCAUGUCCGCCUCGUACGCUGGCAUCUCCGAGACGGUCGUCCAUUUCGUCAUCUACGAGAGCAUCAAGAGGCGGCUCAUCGAGGCUAAGGCCACCUCCAACAUGGACGACGAGGACGAGUCCGUGAAGGACGCCUCUGACUUUUUGGGAUUGAUGCUGGCCGCGGCCACGUCAAAGACCUGCGCCACUUCCAUCGCCUACCCCCAUGAGGUUAUCCGCACCCGGCUGCGAGAAGAAGGCACCAAGUACCGCUCGUUCUUCCAGACGUUGUCCAUGGUGGUAAGGGAGGAGGGCUACCGGGCCCUGUACCGUGGCCUCACCACCCACCUGGUGCGGCAGAUCCCCAACACGGCCAUCAUGAUGUCCACCUACGAGCUGGUGGUCUACCUGCUGGACGGUUAAGCCCCGCCUUCACUCCCCUGGCCCCCUGGAGAGCGCUCCUGGGCCGCCCAACGGGAGACCAAAGAAAGGUCAGGCGGCCCAGAUACACUGGCACCCAGCACCCUGCAUUCCUAGAGGGGGGGCGGCGAGUGGUGGAGUUUCCCGAUGAUGAGCAAGGAGGUUGCCAACAUGUAAAGAAGGCGGGGGUCACACCGGGACAGCCUGCAAGCUGCACACACCCUGACGGGCAGGAGCUGGAGAGAGACGUUGCUUCUUCAGCCUCUGUGUUUAACCUCUCUCUCUCUCUCUCUCUCUCUCUCUCUCUCCCUUUCUGUCAUUUAUCUUGCUUUCCUGUCAAGAUGCUGUUUCCCCAGUAACGCUGCUUUUGAGGGGGUCUUCUCAGAGAAGGAAACCCACCAGGGGAAGCGUGGGAUGGUUUUUCAAAAUAUGAGUAAUACCAACUAUACUAAUGAUUGAACAACAACAACAACAACAACAAAAAAAAAACCCCAGAUUCAAUGCCGUAUGUAUCUGCUGGGGGCGCUGUGCAGCUCAGUGGGUUGGGGCACUGUGCUAUCAGGUCGUCACCGAUUUGAAUCCCAGGGUCAGCAGAGUGGUUUCAUCUUUGGGUCCUUGAGCAAGAUUUUAAAGAAAAGCUUCCAUGCUAAGAUAAAGGGGUUGAGUUUUAUACCUGUGAAGGUAUUUUGUUAUACAGUGUUGCUACUCGUACAUUUCAGUGUUGGACUUUGUAUCCUGGGGGAGAAGAAAGCUGUUAAAGCCUUGGCUGGACAGGUCAUCCCAUCAUGAGACAGCACCCCCCCCCACUCCCUCCUGAAAGGGUCUGCUGGGGGUAAUGAAGUCUAUCUGAAGUUUGGGGUUUUAUUUUUCUACUCAAGGUUGGAGGACAAUUUGAGCUUCAUGUGUGGCUUAGUGUUUAAGUGAAUGUUCCCCCAUCAAAGUUCAAGUUCUCCCUCCCCACUCUGGGGUGAUGUUUGGGGUCAUGUGACAUGUUUGGGGUCAUGUGACAUGUCUUGUGGUGGGAGGGUAGGUUGGAUUAGCAGGCGUCUUAAAGCCUCGCAAAUGGUAAGUGGUUCUUGUUGGGCUCCAGACGCUGCCACAUGUUGACCUAAGAGCAUGUCGUUGGCAUGUUUGCCAUUUCAUAAACACGCUGCACCCCGUUAAUUCAAGCCUCGGUGUGACUAUGAACCCUUGAGUGUCUCUGCAUCAGUGUAGAUGCACAUUUCACCCAGCGCUAGCAUCAGCUUGGGGGUCCUCUUACAGCUUCCGGGUGGUUAGACUGGGAGGGCGCCGUCCUUGUCAUCUUGUUCUUGGAAUGCAGCAUGCAGUGGAGCCUCGUGACCCCUGUUAGCAGACAAGUCCCUGCUGAUCCCCCCCCCCCAGAACUGCUGCGUUCCUCGUUGAAUUACAGUAGAUUGGCAUGAAGGCACCAUACUCUGAUCUUCCGCCGAUGUUAGCUGGAUUCUUCAUUACUUGAACGUGAGGAGGUGACUCCUAAGCCCGGGGCCUCCAGCUGAAAGGUAAACUGUUAAUCAGCCUUUGAACGAUGCGAGUAAAGCCUUCCUUUUGUAUUUCUAAUUACUUGAAAAGUGUUUUUGUUGCGUUCCUGCUUACAUUAUGCAACAAAGAAUCGCGCUAGCCAUCGUCUUGCUACCUGAAGUCUGCCUUUCAGUCUCGGUGACUGUAUGGUCGAGGUGGGUUUGGGAGUUAGGGCAGGUAACGGGGGGGUGGGGGGUGGGUGCAGGGGCGGCCUGGCUCUCUCCCCAACCCCCAAGCAAUUCCAUAUGCACUUUUGUGGCCUUCUGGCUUGUGAAACCUUUUUUUGUUUUGUUUUGUGUAUUAUAAGGAAUAGUGUUACAAAAUAAAUAUAUAAAUGAUUCCUGCUGAAUAUAUAAAAUAAUUCAGUGUACUGACUAGUUAAGGAUGUCAUGUGUGAGUAUAUAUGUGCAGCAGAUGCAUAUAUAUGUUUACAUGUAAAUAACAUCCACUGAUGCUGAGGUCUUCAUGGUAUGCAAAAUUUUUGCAGUUAAGUAUUUUAACUGCAUUUGUUCGUAUCUGAAAUGUUUUUAAACUUGCAACGUGUUGUCUUACGCAUUGUUUCUGGUUAAGUGUGUGUGCUUCUCAUUUCAUGAUUUUUUUAUUUUUUUUCUGUCUCCCCCUCCCUCCAUGUUUUGGGUUUAUGGUAUAAUGGCCUCAGUUUCAAACUGGUUUGAUUAUUGUAGUUCCUCUAAUUCUUGACCACAUUGUGCUUUUUUUGUCACCUUGUUUUGAACGGAAUCUGUGCACAUCCAGUGUUUUUUUUUCUUCUUCUUCUCCCUUGAUGUUUACAUUCACUACCUGAUUGGCAGGCUGUCCUUACUGUCCUCCUGCCUGUUGUAUCUUACCGGAGUCCUUACUGUCCAUGUUAUUUUCACAUGACCACAUGUACCUGCUUAUAAGAGCACUUUCCAAAAUCUUUUUAAGCUGUGAUCCUAAGGUCAUGUGGUUGUCUUAUUUUGACAUUUAGUUUGGUUCAAAAUUCCAAUGUAUAUUUCCUCCCUUGCAUUACAACCAAGUGUUGUGGGGGGUUGGUAAAUUCCCACCCCCUUGUACUGUAGGCGGUCAGAUUGGUGAAUUAUGAAGUAUCAGCACCUGUAUACGUGUAGUCCAGCACUGAUCAUUCACCCCCCCCGAGUGAAUCCCUGGAGCAGUUUUGGAACAGAUUUCCACAUUUUUAGUGGGGUUAUAAAGUCAAGCAGCAAAUGCUUAUUUAGCUGCUAGUGGAUGCAAAGGCUCCAUUAGAUACAGCUGGCAGUGACCAGUGUUCUCUGACUGUCAGGUAAUACUGGAAGUGUUGGGUGCUGCUUGCGUAUUACAGCAGCUGUGAGUCACCAACAGUGAGGAUCUCUCUGCAAGUCAUCAUGAUUUUUGCAUAUUUUAAAGAGAAUGCAGUGUGUGUGCGUGGGCACACGGUUAAACGCAGUGUCUGUCUGCGUGAGUUUACGCCACUCGCUCAGGCCCCAACCAGCGCACAGUGUUCCAUCAGCGGGAACUCGCGUCCAUCCCGCGUCUCUCUCAGCAGAGUGGAAUCCUGCAUCAUCCGCCAGUGUUGUGUCCCCUUACUGUGAACUGGCAGGGAGUCCCAGUGGUUUCGCACGUGGUUUACACACCAGUCGCUCAUCUCCUGGGACCGAGCUCUCUGCGCUUUGGCCUCUUGGUGUCCCAGUGUGGCGAUGCAGUGCUGCUGAAGAUUCUAAGCUACUGUAACUGUGCCGUGCUGCUGCACAGCACUCUCAGCCACGCUGGCUCCUCAGCGCCACCUGGGGGCCACCUGCCCUAGAGCAAUGGGAGAUAUACAAAAAAUUAACAGUGCAGCUAAUUCCCACACACCACCCUGGGUCAGGCCUAGAGUUUCUCUCAGAAGGAAGGCUUUUGGAUGACCUUUGUGAAAGGUUUGUUCUAGGCUGUUGUGAUGUCUGUCUGGCCAGAUGACAUUACAGCCGUACUGUUAUGAAAACAAAUUCAUAAAUGGUUCCUCACCAUGAUUGUAGAGGUCAAUGAAUUUGUUCUUUAACAAUAUUAGCGUUCUUGAUUGUUUUCAAUUGUUUUGAUUUCUCCCGUGUUAUUCAUUUCAGCCUGAUGGAAAUGUGGCCUAAUUGGUGUCACCCUAUGCAUUGUAUAACAGACAUCAAGACAAGAUGAGAAGAGUGUUACCCGGUGUACGGAGUCUAAUUCACUAACCACACUGAGUGCCGUGUCGCCCUAAUUUCCUGUAGUUUCUCACCUAUUUCAAGUCUGCAAAGCUGAUCCUCUGUUUUAUUGUGACAGUUUUGCUAUGAAUUACAAAAAAUGAUUUGUGUACCAAUACAUAGACAUAAUCGAAGAAAUGUUUGAUUAAAAAACGUCUAAAAAGUAAUACAUUCUCAUGUUGCCAAAAACCUGAAUAAAGACAGUGUAUAAAUUACUGGGCUUUGAAA
Molecule: messenger RNA, 5174 nt
Organism: Paramormyrops kingsleyae
Lineage: Eukaryota; Metazoa; Chordata; Actinopteri; Osteoglossiformes; Mormyridae
Product: solute carrier family 25 member 36-A
Biological process (GO): pyrimidine nucleotide import into mitochondrion
Cellular component (GO): mitochondrion
Molecular function (GO): pyrimidine nucleotide transmembrane transporter activity
Source: RefSeq, a predicted model, not a curated record